CCUUUUGCGCACGGAUUUCAAAUAGUCGCAGCAACUGGCGGACAAUCAGUUUGAGGAGCAUUUAAUUUGGGUACAGCGGGUACAAGCCGAAAGCUAGUUCAGCGGCUAAAAGGGGGGAAGCAAGAGUCUGCUCUGGAUAACAAUACUGGCGAAACAUAUCUGCAUACUGCGCAGUGUGUUUGCUUCACUUUGAGAAAGUCACCAUGAAAUGCCCUCGCUACGACACUACUAUGGCCAGCAACAUGGAGAAAAGUUCUGCAGUAGCAGAGUCCAAGGUGCUUCACUUCAAAGUUUCCCCAGUGAAAAAGCCCAUCCCCAUCAAACCCCAUUGUCCACCUACAGGAGUAACUACCGUGUUAUUCUCUCUUAACAACAACACCAAAGCUGUACACAACAAGGAAAACAGCACCAGCAGGGAGCAUGACAGGACUCUGGAUGAAGUGUUUGAGGACAGUGGCUAUCUGUCUCUGCAAAAUAGCCAGAUUAAUGAAGAGGAGGAAGAGAUGCAGGGAAGACCCACAGCUGCUGCUGCACAUAAGGAAAAGACAAUAUCAUCAAAGGAUUCUCCAUCAAAAUGUAAAGUGAAGACGGACUCUCCCCAUCCAGUGUCAGUGGUGGCAGCUUUCACUCCUGUGGAUUGUCAUAAGAGGAGAACAGCGGCAUAUUCAAUGUCAUCCACCCCGUCCAACAAUCACAAUGACUCCAACCUCCCUAUACUGAAGUUCCAGCAGGCUGUGUGUGAAGAGCUUGCCAAGAGCUAUCGGAAGAAUAAGCGGUAUGACUGGAGCGUUGUGCCAAAGGUAGCAGAGGAUCAUCUUUUGGAUCGAGUGAUUGGAGGCCAGAUGGGGUUGGAGUAUGUUGACGUGUUUUCAUGCCUGCUGUCCAGGAACAUGAAAUGUAUCCUGACCAACAUCCUGGGCCUGCUGGCAGACAUGGACCUCAUUAGCUGUAAGAAAGUGAGCAGGACAUGGAGAAAGAUAAUCUGUGAGGAUACAGCAGCUCUGAGCAGGUGUCAAAGAGCUGAACAGGAACUCAGGGAGUCAACAAGCUCUCUGAGGCAAAAGGGUGGUCUGACAAGAGAUGUGGCUGUGUCCAGGGUGGUGCUGUCCUGCAUGCAGACUCUGGCCUCUUCAAGUACUCCAUCAUCCUCUUCCACCUCGAGCUACAGGAUCAACAGACGGACAGCUGUCUCUCAGAAGAGCAGCACACCCAACUCCCAAUGUACACGCUUCAAUGAAUACAUGCAGGCGGCCAGCAAUCUGAAGCAGCAUGAGUCUCUGCGUUCCUGCAUGCGCUGCGGCUCACCAGCCACACAUUUGGCAGAAGUUCAGAGAGCCACAUGCACACGUUCCAGCUGUCUCUUCGACUUCUGCACCCACUGCCAGAAGCCCUUCCACGGCUCGACCCCCUGCAGAGUGGUGCGGCCCCGAACCGACUUCCCUACAUUCAUGACGACCCCAAUCAUACCAGGCAGUGCUCGCAGCAAGAGGAAUGUCAGACGCCUGUGAUCGGGCUUUACUGAGCUUUUAUUCACUGACUGUUUUAACUGGGCAGGUCUGGACUCUCUGAAGUUCGGGCAGCGGGAAUUGUUUUUACACAAGCUCAACCUGGAAAGGCUUUUGUAUCUGCAUGGUGGCAACAAAACUUUGACACAUGCAGAACCCUGUGGCUCAACCCGACUGCAUCAACUUACUGAAGCACUUGUUACAACACUGCUGGGACAAUCAACCAGAAAGUGUCACCUGGCUAAAACUUUUGUCGUCUGUGAGCGACUACUGAUGCCAAAAAAAAAGAGAACCACAGGCAGAUGUGCUUUAAAUUAUACAAUUUUAUUAUGUUUUAACAUUAAAUGAUACGAAUAUAUUGUAAAGUUUUGUAUGUUUAUUUUUUUGAAUAAAUGUUCUUUAAGAGGGCCUUAAAUGUUUAUUUUUACUGUUAUAUUUGUAUUUCCUGUAAAUAGAGACUUCUUAAACUUA
Messenger RNA from Centropristis striata (black sea bass), 1976 nucleotides. It is a transcript of the gene fbxo5, whose product is annotated as F-box protein 5. The transcript has 6 exons. The coding region runs from base 204 to 1508 and encodes 434 amino acids. NCBI's taxonomy places the organism in Eukaryota, Metazoa, Chordata, Actinopteri, Perciformes, Serranidae. Gene Ontology annotation, cellular component: nucleus. The record is from RefSeq and is a predicted model, not a curated record. Gene Ontology annotation, biological process: regulation of mitotic nuclear division; negative regulation of meiotic nuclear division. Gene Ontology annotation, molecular function: protein binding.